Triticum aestivum (bread wheat) is the source of this 708-nucleotide messenger RNA. Its product is annotated as protein BOLA2. The coding region runs from base 205 to 498 and encodes 97 amino acids. Gene Ontology annotation, biological process: intracellular iron ion homeostasis; protein maturation. The transcript is spliced from 3 exons. Lineage: Eukaryota; Viridiplantae; Streptophyta; Magnoliopsida; Poales; Poaceae. Gene Ontology annotation, molecular function: 2 iron, 2 sulfur cluster binding. The record is from RefSeq and is a predicted model, not a curated record. Gene Ontology annotation, cellular component: nucleus; cytosol.
UACGACUUCAGGAAGAACAUUGGUGACGGGCAAAUUCGUGACUCCGCCGAGACCACAGCAUCCGAAAUAUUCUCCGGGGCAAGUGGGAUAAAUUGAUAGGAGGAAGGCACAGGCAAGUUGAAAGUCGCCUUCUUGUUUGCCUUGCCUUGGCUCCGCCGGAACAGACAGAGACCGAGAGGAGGCGAAAUCGCGAACAGACCAGCCAUGGGCGUGACCAAGGAGGACGUGGAGGCCGCCGUCGCCGCCGCGCUCAGCCCCACCCACCUCGUGGUCACCGAUACAUCCGGCGGGUGCGGCGCGAGCUACGAGAUCGAGGUGGUCUCGGACAAGUUCGAGGGGAAGCGGCUGCUGGAGCGCCACCGGAUGGUCAACACCGCGCUGGCGCCGCUCAUGGCCGAGAUCCACGCCGUCUCCAUCAAGGCGCUCACCCCGGCGCAGGCCCAGCCCAAGCCCCAGCCGGAGCCGGCCGCCGCCGCCGCCGACAAGCCGCAGGCCUGACUCGCUCCGAAGGAAGCACUGGUACCGAAACCACACCAUGUCCGCCGUUGGAUGUUGGGAAUUCGCAUCAUACAGUACUCUCUGCUUGAAUGAAUAAUGUAGCAAGAUGCGUCUGCGGAAUCGAGACUUUGCAGUGGUGCUAUGCCUGGGUGAUAAGAUUUUGCUGCGUUUUGUCCAUGUGAUUGUGAUGAUUCAGCGCUUCUGCUCUAA